Candida dubliniensis CD36 is the source of this 1989-nucleotide messenger RNA. RefSeq names its product Gzf3p (gene GZF3). The transcript has a single exon. The record is from RefSeq and is a predicted model, not a curated record. The coding region runs from base 1 to 1989 and encodes 662 amino acids. Gene Ontology annotation, biological process: negative regulation of transcription by RNA polymerase II; positive regulation of transcription by RNA polymerase II. NCBI's taxonomy places the organism in Eukaryota, Fungi, Ascomycota, Pichiomycetes, Serinales, Debaryomycetaceae. Gene Ontology annotation, molecular function: zinc ion binding; DNA-binding transcription factor activity, RNA polymerase II-specific; RNA polymerase II cis-regulatory region sequence-specific DNA binding.
AUGAUGUCUAUGAGUGAUAUCCAACAACGUCCUCAAAUCCCAACUACUACUGUCAAUGUUAGUACUGCUGCAGUUAACACCACAAGUGGGACUACUCCUACUACUACUCCUACUUCACCAAUUGAUAAUAUUGCCAAACAUGAAGUACAGGUUAAACCAUCAGAAGAUCAACCAGUGAAACCUAAACUUGAACAACACCCUGAUCAACCUUCAAAACCACCCCCAGAGCAACAACAACAACAACAGCAAUUACCAACACCUCCUACAAAACCACCUAAGACAACUGCCAAUACAAGUGCAACUUCUACUAAAAUGUCCAUGUCUGGACCAGUUUGUGGGAAUUGUCAAACUCAAACUACUCCCUUAUGGAGAAGAGAUGAAACAGGUCAAGUAUUGUGUAAUGCCUGUGGAUUAUUUUUGAAAUUACAUGGACGUGCAAGACCAAUUAGUUUAAAGACUGAUACAAUUAAAUCAAGAAAUAGAGUCAAACAAAAUGGAAGUAAUUCCCAAUCAAGUAAAUCUUCUGGAGCCAAUACCCCUGAAUUAAAAUCUAAAGAAGGUAAAUCGGGUAAAAAAUCACCAAAACUGAAAAAGAAAUCACUUACCAAUGGCAAUAGCAAUGGUAAUACUUCUCAUGAACAUAAUACUUUAACCCCAUUAUUACCAGCUACUAGUAAUAACACUCCCACUUUUAAAAGUACCACAAAUCAACAACAACAACAACAACAGCUGCAGCUGCAGCUGCAACAACACCAACAACAACAUCACCACCACCAUAAUCAUCAUUAUUUACCUAAUCAUGUAUUACAAACUCAUCAAGUACCAUUACAUUAUCCUUCUUCAACUCCUACUCAAUUUGCUCCAGGUUUACAAAGAAUCACUUCUCCUUUGUUAUUGUCUACUACUUCAUCUUCUUCAUCAAUAAGAACUGAACCAAACAAUAAUAGUAAACUAACUCCAAUUCAAGCUGCUGCUGGUGCGUUAGAAAAUAUGUCGAAUGAAUUAGGUCCUAGUGCUACUUUUAAAAAAGGUAAUAACAUCAAUGGAGUAUCAUUAAUGAAUAAAACUAAAAAAGAUAUUUCUUCAAUUAGUGGUUCAUCAUCAAUAUUUUCUAGUGUUGCACCAUCUUCUUCAUCAUUAUCUUCUACUUCAUCUACUAGUAUUAUGACCACCAAUAAUCCAGCACCAAAAUUACCUAGUUUAGGAUCAAAAAUUUCAUCACCUUCAUCUCAACCUUUUACUCGUUCUACUACUCCUUUACAAACAUUGCCUCCAUUACACAAGAUAGCGUCACAUGAAUCAUCUUUACCCCCAUUACAUAAUAUUUCCAACUACAACAACAAUAGUAGUGGUAGUGGUGAUGGUAGUGGACAACAAUCUAUGCCUACAAAUUCUCAAACUGGUCAAUCACCAAUCAAUGGUAAUCAAGACAACAACAACAACAACAACAACAACAGCAAUAAUAAUAACAAUAACAAUAAUGGGAAUAAUUUCACUACAUCAGCUCAUGAAGUUACUUUAUUGAAAACAAGAAUAUCUGAAUUAGAAUUAGUCAAUGAUUUAUAUCGAACCAGAAUUAUGGAAUUAGAAGCAAUGGAACAAGCAGCUAGAUUAAGAGAAAGUUCCAUGAAGAAAAGAUUAGAUGAAGUAAUGAAUUUACAAAUAAAUUAUCAAAAUUUACUCAAUAAUGGGGUUUCCUCCCAACAACAACCACCACCACAACCUCAGACAAGUGGCCAAUAUUAUAAUAACAACAACAACAAUGAUCAAGGAUCACAAUCUAUAAGUCCAAAUGUGAGUAUUACUGGAUCAACUACAAUUACAUCACCUAAUUCAAGAAGUAAAAUAAUAUCAGAAACUACUCCAACUCAUCAACAACAAUUGGGGGUGCAAGUUAAUAAUAAUGAAUCAAUUAUAUUACCUCCUUUAAAAAGAGAACGAACUGAUGAAUUAAAAGAUGGAAAUGAUAAUAAAAAAGUUAAAAUAUAA